Paramecium primaurelia is the source of this 885-nucleotide messenger RNA. NCBI's taxonomy places the organism in Eukaryota, Ciliophora, Oligohymenophorea, Peniculida, Parameciidae. The record is from the annotation of a GenBank genome assembly.
AUGGGAAUGCAUAUUUUGAUUGCAAGACUUGACAUGAUAGUUUUAUUGACAUAACCAGAGUCAUUAAAUGAGAUUUAACAAUUUGAAAUCCAAAAAUACUUAAAGUUGAAUAAAUCCUUAUUUACUGAAAAUCAGAUCAAUACAUUAAUACAACAAAUUCAAAAUAAAAACUAUGAACACAUUAGAAAUUUAUAUCUAAGAAGAUAUACAAGGUAUAUUUAAUGAUUUAAAAGACUUGAAGAACUGUUAUCAUUAGAUUUGUCAAUUGAGUAAAUCUAUGAUUAUUGCAUACGAGUUUAUUUAAAGGAAAUCAAAAAACCAGGAACUACUACUCUCAAAAUCUAUAAUAAUAUCAUAGAAACUCAUCGUAUUUAGUAAUCUUACUUUCUAAGAGAACCUUCAAUAUAACAAUUGCAUUAUAAUUGCUUAGACUUAGAGUAAGAUGAAACAAAUAAAUAUUUAUUAUUGUCUUCAUUAUAUAAUAGAAAUAGAUUCGAAGAACCUAGAUUCAUUUAUAUGUCAGAUCUACUUCGAAGAAGAAUGUAACAAAUGAUUAAAGAUAUCUCAGAUAGAAAUCAAACUAUUUAAAAAAGUAUAACCUAAUAUUAUCAUCAAAAUAAAAAGAAAUCAUAUUGUCUUACACCUAAACCUGUUAGAUCUCGUAAUAAUACAUUUUAUAAGAACAAUGCAAAAAUAGCAGGAUUACGAGUAUAAACAGAAUUUGUGAUAGAAAAGAGAUUACCAGCAAGAUCUAUAUACCAAAUUAAAAAAAUUUAGUUACUUGAUGAAAAUGAAAAUGUCACUCCUAAUAAUAAGAAUAGUUGUAAAGCUUUAGGAAGACCAAGAAGUCUUAUAAGAACUAAGUUUUAAUAACUGAUCAAUUGA